Messenger RNA from Meloidogyne enterolobii, 1044 nucleotides. The record is from the annotation of a GenBank genome assembly. Lineage: Eukaryota; Metazoa; Nematoda; Chromadorea; Rhabditida; Meloidogynidae.
AUGAAUUCUCUGCCACCCGAAGUUCAACUUGAUGUAUUAAAAUGUGUUAAUUUCGAUCAAUUAGUCUCUGUUAGACAAACAAAUCGUUAUUUCAAUAAUUUUAUUGAUGGAUAUCAAAAUGAACUGGCUCGCUUGAAAUUCAAUAAACUUAACAUAAGUAUCGAUGCUAAUAUUAAUCAAUCAACUAUUUAUGAAAUUAUUCCCCUUGAAUCUGUAAUUUCUAAAUUUGUUUUGAAUGAUCAACUUAAAGAAAAGUGGCAACAAGCGAUAUCUAAAUCAAUUCCUUUGUAUUUGCAAGAUUAUGAAGACAGAAAUCCAUUUGCUGUUAAAUUGGACAAAAUAUAUUUUGAUUUAAAGAAAAAGAAACUUCGGCAUUACAUUUUAAAAUUGCCAAACUUUCCAAAAAACAUAAAAGAAAUGUCUAUUGUUCGAUGCUGGUUAGAACGACUAUUUAAUUGUUUCUUCGAGUAUACCGGUUUCAACAAUCUAUUUAACCCAGAAAUGAUUAAUUUGUUAUUUGAUAACGACAAAUCAAUUCCUCUUCGAUUUAUUAUUCAAAAACCGUCUCUAAACGUUGGCAGUUUAUCUUAUGGAUUGGAUAAUGCUUUGAAAUUUGUUUUGAAUCAUUUAUCAAUUUCUGAGUCUCUUAUUAUUGAUUUUAAUGAGAACAACAUUUUGGAGCAACAAAUGGAUAUUUUAUUCAAUAUUUUAACAAAAGAAGGCAAUAAAUGGUCACAAUUUUGUUUAAAAAGUUACAGAUGUUUUGAGAUGUCACGGCUUUAUGGACUUAUUUUUGAGCAUAUAACAUCCAAAGACUGUUCAAAAUUAGUGCCUGUUAUUAUGUUAGAAUAUAUUUCUGAAUUAAAUUUUGAAGUGAACAAGGAAACUGAAAAUGUUGAAAUUAAACAAUUUAAUGGUGUGAAAUAUACAAAAUACCAAAUCACCAACAAACAUGAUCCGAAUCUUAAAUUUUCAUUUUGCAAUGCAGAAUUUAAAGAAGGGAAUACAGAUUUUACCUUUAAAAUAAGAAUAGUGAAAAUAUAG